AUGGAGGUGGCCGUCAGUGCAGCACAGUGGGUGGUGACCAAGGCGCUGAGCCCUGUCAAGGACGACUUCCUGAAGGCGUGGGCGGCUAGCACCGGGCUCGGCCCCAACGUCAACGCCCUCAAGAUGCAGCUGCUCUAUGCUCAGGGGAUGCUCAACAACGCACAGGGGCGGGAGAGGGACUUGUCCAACCCCACGCUCAAGGAGCUGUUGCACAAGCUACGACAGUUGGCGUACGUUGCAGACGACGCGCUCGAUGAGCUGGACUACUUUUGCAUCCAGGACAAGCUGGAUGGCACCUGCGAUGCAGCAACCAAUGUGGAUGACCAGGGCUGCCUCCAGGGCCUUGUACAUAACGCUCGCCACACGGCUAGAGCUGUUGCCGGGAAGAUCAAUUCCAUCUCCUCCAGCUCGUGCCCUGAUGACCAAGAAGAUGGUGGCAUCGGCUCAUGUGGCGGAGAUGGAUGCAUGAUGAUGCUUUCCAUGCUUCAAGCUAUUGGUAAGCACUUGCCAUGCUACUCUUCUCAUACUAAUGAGUUGGCCGAAUCGUCUGACAUGCCAGCUGCAAGUGAAUGGCGACUCCUCUGUGAUGCCUACCCGCCCAAGGAACCACACAGAAUUCAUACCACAGAGGAAACACCAAAAUUGAAGUUUGAUAGGGUGGAAAUCUCCAAAAGAAUGAUAAACAUCAUAGAGCAGCUGAAGCCUGUAUGUGAUAUGGUCUCCACCAUUCUUAAUCUAGAGCUAUUAAGCUUAAGCCGUAUCCCUGCCCAAGGCAUUGCUACGGAUCAUCGUGAAACCACCCCAAAAAUUAUAGAGCCUAAACUAUAUGGGAGGGAUACCCAGAAAAAGAAAAUUAUAGAUGGCCUCAUCCAUGGUGAAUAUUCUUUGAAACAGCUUACCGUCCUUCCAAUUGUUGGGCCAGGGGGUAUUGGGAAGACAACCUUAACACAACAUAUAUUAGAAGAACUGAAGAGCUGCUUCGAGGUUAGAAUAUGGAUAUGUGUCUCUCUCAACUUCACUGCAAAUUGGUUGGCUCAAAAGAUUUGGGAACACAUCCCUCCAAAAAUACGUGAACGUCAAAAUAGUAGCAAUGAAGAGCUAAUUGAACAAUGGUUAAGAUCAAAGAGGUUCUUACUUGUCUUGGAUGAUGUGUGGAAAUAUCAUGACAUUGAGUGGAAAAAACUAUUAGCUUUGUUAAACAAUGUGGGGACAAAUGGCAAUAUGGUUAUAGUCACAACUCGAAUUCCAGGGGUAGCAAACAUGGUUACGACAAUUGACCAUUAUAUAGAAAUGGAACGUCUAGAUCCUCAAGAUAUUAUGUCUUUCUUUGAAGAAUGUGUAUUUGGUGACCAACAACAACCAUGGGAACAUCAUCCUGAAUUAUAUGAUGUUGGGUGCAAAAUAGUGGAAAAAUUGAAGGGUUUCCCUCUUGCUGCAAAAACUGUGGAGUGGGAGUUACAAGCCAACGAUUAUGACAUUAUGCCAGCUCUCAAGCUUAGCUAUGAUUAUCUCCCUUUCCAUCUGCAACAAUGUCUUUCCUGCUGUGCACUGUUUCCUGAAGAUUAUGAAUUUCAUACAGAAGAGUUGGUUUGUUUGUGGAUUGGACUAGGUAUUUUACACUCAGAUGAUAAAAAGAAAACAAUUGAAGAUGUUGGGUCGUGUUACUUAACUGACUUGAUUAAUCAGGGGUUUUUCAAAAAGAAUGUAUCAAGAUUGGGCUGUCAUUAUUACACCAUCCAUGACCUACUGCGUGAAUUGGUUGUGAAGGUCUCAUCAUAUGAGUGUCUCAGCAUAUGUAGCUCUAAUGUGAUGUCCAUACAAAUCCCCCGGUCUGUACGUCAUUUGUCUAUCAUUGUAGAUGACGCAGACAUCGAGGACGCAAUGACUUUUGAAAACUACAAGAGGGAUUUGUGUGAAAUGGAAAAAAGUUUAGAAGUUCAAAACCUACACACUUUGAUGUUAUUUGGAAAAUACCAUGGAAAUUUUUCUUGUGUUUUUCGUGGUUUGUUUUGGGAAGCUAGAGCCCUUCGAACUGUCUUUUUAUCUGGAGUGUCAUAUGAUGUGGAGGAUGUGUUGCCCAACUUUUCAAAUCUUAUCCACCUUCGCUACUUAAGGAUCAAGUCAGUGUAUGUUAAUUUAUUCCGCUGCCAGUUAGGGCAUGGUGACAAGAGCGUGUGCAUACCUAGUGUGUUGUGUAGAUUAUAUCAUUUGGAAGUCAUUGAUCUUCAAGGAUGGGAGGGUGACUUCGCAACGAGACAUACCAGCAACUUGGUAAAAUUGCGUCAUUUUGUUGUGCCCCGAAAAGAACUUCACUCUGACAUAUUUGCGGUGGGAAAACUAAAAUUCAUCAACGAGUUAAGGGCAUUUAGAGUGGGACAAGAAAGUAAGGGUUUUGAACUGAGUCAACUAGGGAAACUGAAACAUAUUGGAGGAUCACAUGGCAUUUACAAUCUUGAAAAGGUUCAAUCAGAAGGAGAAGCAACUGAAUCAAAACUGAUACAGAAAAGCCGCAUACAAGAGUUAAUAUUAGAAUGGGAUGUUCACAGACCUAACAGAAAUCCUGCAUUUGAAGAAAGUGUCCUUGAAAAUCUAAUACCACAUAGCAAUCUUCGAUACCUAUGCAUUAGAGGGCAUGGAGGCACUAAUUGUCCACGAUGGCUUGGUGCAAACCUCUCCGUCAAGAAUCUGGAAUCUCUUUCUUUGGAUGAUUUGUCUUGGGGAAACCUUCCACCUUUAGGAGAGAUGUGGAUGGUUAAUGAUGUUGGUGAAGAGUACCAGGGCUGUAUCUUAGGCCAAAGAUUUCAGUUUUUGCACAGGCUAAAAUUGGUUAAGAUACCAAGAUUGAGAAAAUGGGUUGGGGACAAUACUUCUUAUUUGUUCUCUCACCUGGAAGAACUCACCAUUGUAGGUUGCUCUGAACUCACUGAGGUUCGAUUUUCACAUGUUAGUUGUGGUCUGCCACAGCAAGAGAAGAGCAUGGCUUGGUUUCCUAGACUAAAGUCUCUCAAGAUAGAAGACUGCCCUAAGCUAUUAUCAUUGCCUCCAAUCCCUUGGACUUCUGGUCCAUGCUCCAUUGAGUUUAAUCGGUUGGGCUCUGGUCUUGAGAGGUUAGUUUACGAAGAAGAGUUUAUUUACGCACCAGACAUUACAAGUUUUUCAUUGGAAGCGUGGGGAAAGAAUGGCCAGGAUAGUGUGUCCUUGAAUGAGUGGUUGGUUUUCUCUAAUCUAACUUACGUGAGAAGAUUGGUGAUGGAAAAUUGCUCCCCUCUGCCGCUCGAUUGCCUCCUAAUGCUAACAUCUCUGCAGUUCCUCCAGCUGAUAGGUGGCUCAAGUAAUAUAAUAUACCCGGUUGAAAGUGUGAUCCACGAAUUGACACAAUUGUUCCUUCUGAUGCCGGAGCUCACCCAAAUUACAAUAGAGGAAUGUCAGGGGAUAAAAUGGCUCGGUGUGGCGGGGCCAUCAUCAGCAUCAUCUUCUUCUACAGAACAAUUGCAUCAUGGGCAAAUCGGACAGCAGCAGCAAGAGGGAAAAGGAGGAGGAGACGGAGUGCUGCUCUUGCCUCCCCAGCUUCAGGAGUUGCGGAUCAGAGAGUGCCCAGAGCUGAGCUUGCUCUCCAAUUCAAUGGAAGGUGACAAGGAAGGAGGUGGGCUCCUAGGUCUCUCCUCCCUUAAAUUGUUGAGCACGAGCAAAACCCCCAGAUUCUUUGUCGGUUCUGAGCCUCAUGACAAGGAGCUUCUUCCCCGCUCCUCUACACAUCAGGAGCUUAAGGUGAUCACAGAUGAUGUUGCAGGACUCCUUACUGCACAUAUCUGCAGCAUCCUCUCUUUCUCCCUCACCACCCUAAUUAUUGGUUGGAACCAAGAUGCCGAGCGCUUCACACACGAGCAAGAGAAGGCCCUUCAGCUCCUCACCUCCCUCCAGACGCUUAUGUUCUGUGAUUUCGAGAAGCUGCAGUGCCUCCCAGCAGGUCUGCAUAGACUUGCCAGCCUCAAGACAUUACAAAUAGUGACCUGUCAAGUCAUCCUGUCGUUGCCAGAGGAUGGCCUUCCGAGUUCUCUGCAAAAGUUGGAUAUCUGGCGAUGUCCUUCCAUCUAGUCGCAAACCAAGGGCUGCCUCCCAAGUUCGCUGCACGUAUUACAAAUCUGGUACUGCCCUGCCCUGAUGUCUCUGCCCAAAAACGGCCUCCCAAGCUCUCUGCAAAAUUUGGAAAUCAGGGACUGCCCCGCCUUAAAGUCGCUGCCGGAGGAUGGCCUCCCAAGAUCACUGCAAGUACUAGAUGUCAGUGAGUGUAACAAUGAGGAGCUAAAAAGGCAG
Messenger RNA from Triticum urartu, 4314 nucleotides. NCBI's taxonomy places the organism in Eukaryota, Viridiplantae, Streptophyta, Magnoliopsida, Poales, Poaceae. The record is from RefSeq and is a predicted model, not a curated record.